Mytilus trossulus (common blue mussel) is the source of this 825-nucleotide messenger RNA. RefSeq lists its product as uncharacterized. NCBI's taxonomy places the organism in Eukaryota, Metazoa, Mollusca, Bivalvia, Mytilida, Mytilidae. The transcript has 3 exons. The record is from RefSeq and is a predicted model, not a curated record. Bases 55 to 537 code for a protein of 160 amino acids.
UCAGUUAUAAUAUUGCUAUCAAAGUGUUACAUACAUUUACUUGUUAAUUUAAAAAUGGUUUUGGAGGCUAAUUCUACAAACAAACAGACAACUUCAUCUGUUGAUAAAUAUGAAAAAGAGGUGGACCUUCAGAAUGAUUGCAGAUCAUUUUAUCUUAAUCGUGUGAAAGCAACUGAAAAUCUGAAGCAAAAGUUGGAGAAUAAAAACGAAGCAUGUGAAUCAAAGAAGACUUCUAUGUCGAUGGCUAUGGAUAGAUUACGGCUUGAAAUGACAUCUCUUGUCGACCAAGAUCUUUCCCUAAUGAGGCAGCUACUUACGCUGAAUGAAACAAUCGAGGAGCUGAAAAACAAGAGGCUAUAUGGUGUAAGCAAAGAUUCUUUAGAUGACAGUGCAGACUAUCUAAAAGACAGCACGUGUCAUCUGAGUAAAAGCGUGUCCACCAUGUCACUUGGCAGUGACUAUUCUUGUGAGUGUAGUGGAUCCGAAGAUGACACGGACCAGAAGAAAAGAGAUGUAGACUCUGGCUAUGGAGAAUGAUUCAAUACUAAACAACUGUAUAUCUGAAUAUUCUAACCAUAUUCAUGAAGGCAGUCGCCCCCUAGUUACAACUAGAAGAGAGAGUCUUAGUGUCAACCCCUUAAUGACAACAAGAACAGUGUUUCUGGAGAUCGCAGAAGGGACCUUGUUACGAGCAACAGACACACUGACACGAGGCUUACAAUAUAUAGUGACAAUUUCUAUAUUUAUCUCAAAGAACACUGUGUUAAAAUAUAGAUUAUUGAACAAUCCAAUUGACUACUUACGAAAUGUAUAACGUUGUGUAUG